Purpureocillium lilacinum is the source of this 489-nucleotide messenger RNA. RefSeq lists its product as uncharacterized. The record is from RefSeq and is a predicted model, not a curated record. Lineage: Eukaryota; Fungi; Ascomycota; Sordariomycetes; Hypocreales; Ophiocordycipitaceae.
AUGUUGUCUGUCCAUCCCCAAGAUAUCCAAGAGCAGCACCGCCGAUACAGCCAGCACUACCAUCAGCGCAACCCUCACCACGAACCCAGCCCCAACGGCAACAUCGCCUCCGGCGCCCACGCCCGUCCCCCCCAGACACACCUCGUCGCCCCGAUGCCUCACCGCGAGCCCGAGUCUCCUGUGCUGAGCCACCAGCCCUUGGGCACCAUGGGCGGCUCCAAUGCCUCGUCCAAGACGCCACAGGACGCGGCAGUUGCCCAGGCUCUCGAGAUUGCCCGCGAGAGCCCUGACGGCGCCUCGGACCCGACGGUCAGCAAGAUCCUGGAGCACGCCCUGUCACACAUCUGGGGCAAGGUCAAGGCGCAGCCGGACGGCUACAUCAUGACGCGAGACGAGUUCGCCGUCUUCAACUUCUUCCAGCACCGCUUCGUCGGCGACAAGGACGCCGUGGCUGCGAGGAAACGCUACUGGGACAACUUCCGGGCUUAG